UUGCCGCAAAAGUUGACCUCUGCGGGAUGAAGACAAUUUGUAUCACGUAUUCAACUUCCAAAUACAGUUGAACUUGUUCAUUUCAUGACAUUUACAGAAAUCGAAUCUCACCGUCGACCAACCGUCGACCACCGUCAACGUCAACUAUCAGCAACUAUCAGUGAAAAAGGUCCAACCGGUCCAACCGACUGCGUCACCGGCACGGUGCAGCGGUAAUAGGUUAGCGAAUAUCUAUAAAUUUCAUCUUUUCUAUAACUACCAUUGAGAUUAUUUUUUUGAGAAAUAAACAGAAAUAAAGCUGAUUGUUGCUGAUCGCUUGAUUGCUACUGAUCAUUUUAAAUACCUCUAUUACUGCAUGAAAAAUAUGGUCAGUAUGGCUACAGAAAUCUUUGUCAGGACUGGUGAUACUGAGCUGGACAUUAAAAUCGAUGAAUGGUUAAAAUGGAAUAAGGAUCAAAAUGCUAAGCACGAGAUUGAGAAACUUAUUCAGAACAACAAUGCCAAAGUUUUAUCAGACUUAUUCUUGAAGAGACUUGAAUUUGGCACAGCUGGCCUAAGAGGCUGUAUGGGUCCAGGAUAUAGUCAGAUGAAUGAUUUAGUUAUAGUUCAAACUGGUCAAGGUUUAUCAAAGUACUUAUUAGAUACAGUGUCUAAUGCAUUCGAAAAAGGAGUGAUAGUAGGAUAUGAUGGACGACAUUGUAGUAAAAGGUUAAUAAAGAGUUAUAAUAUUAUUUCAAGCAUCUAUAUAACUCGUAUCAUCUAUUUUAUAUUAAUUUUCCACAUUGCUGUAGGUUUGCAGAAUUGACUGCUGCAAUUUUUGUGGCAAAAUAUAAUGGUUACAGCUUCCCACAAUCCUAAGAUUGACAAUGGUUAUAAAGUUUAUUGGGAAAAUGGUGCACAAAUAAUUUCACCACAUGAUAAAAAAAUUCAAAAAUACAUACUCGAAAAUCUUGAGCCCAUUGAGUCUUCUUGGGAUAUCAUAAAAGUAUAUGACAGUCCUUUAUACAAAGAUCCAUGGAAUGAUAUCAUGCAAUCAUAUUUUCAUGCUCUUAAACAAACUGUAUUGUAUCCUGAAUUGAAUAGAAACACAAUAUUAAAGUUUACAUAUACACCCAUGCAUGGAGUUGGAUAUGAAUAUAUGACUGCAGCCUUUAAUGCUGCAAAUUUAAAGCCAUUCAUAAUAGUCGAGGAACAAAAACUACCUGACCCAGAAUUUCCAACUGUGAAAUUUCCAAACCCUGAAGAAGGGAAGAGUGCACUUGACCUUAGUAUAAAAGUAGCAAAUGAAAAUUCUUCCUCUAUAAUAAUUGCUAAUGAUCCUGAUGCAGAUAGAUUAGCUUGUGCUACAAAAAUGGAAAACGGAGAAUGGUAUAUCUUCACGGGAAAUGAAUUAGGAGCACUAUUGGGAUGGUGGAUGAUGCACAAGUAUCAAGUGCAGCAUCCUGACACAGAUUUCUCAAACGUGUAUAUGUUAGCUUCAACGGUAUCGAGUAAAAUUUUAGCGUCGAUGGCUAAACAAGAGGGAUUUAACUUUGAGGAAACAUUAACAGGUUUCAAAUGGAUGGGUAACAGAACUGUAGAACUGAAGAAAACAGGCAAAGAAGUAAUAUUUGCAUAUGAAGAAGCAAUUGGUUUCAUGUGUGGUUGUACGGUACUCGAUAAAGACGGUAUAAAUGCGGGAAUGCAGGUUGCAGAGUUAUCAGCUUAUCUUGAGACAAUAGGUUUUACACUUAAUGAAAAAUUGAAUGAGAUAUAUGCUCAAUAUGGCUAUCAUAUUUCUAAGAAUUCCUAUUGGAUUUGUCAUGAACCAGACAUAAUUAAGAAAAUAUUUGAGAGACUGCGAAAUUAUGCUGGUGAGCCAAAUACGUACCCAACAGGUAUCCUUAACAGAAAAUAUUCCAUAACGAGUGUUCGUGAUUUGACAACUGGAUACGAUAACAUGAAACCGGAAAAUAAGGCUAUUCUACCAGUUUCAAAAUCCAGUCAAAUGAUAACAUUUAGUUUUAAGAAUGGUUUAGUUAUCACUUUGAGAACUAGUGGUACAGAACCAAAAAUAAAGUACUAUAGUGAAUUAUGUGCAUCUCCCGAAGAAAAAGAUCUUAAAGUAUUGAGUAAUACACUUGACGAAAUGGUGUCAGCUGUCGUAACGGAAUUUUUACAACCUGAAAUAAAUGGACUAAUACCUCGUACUAGUUAAGUAAUAUUAACUAUUUAUAAUUUAAUGUUAUAGC
This is a messenger RNA of Dufourea novaeangliae, 2231 nucleotides long. It is a transcript of the gene Pgm2a, whose product is annotated as glucose 1,6-bisphosphate synthase. The transcript has 10 exons. Gene Ontology annotation, biological process: carbohydrate metabolic process; purine ribonucleoside salvage. Gene Ontology annotation, molecular function: phosphopentomutase activity. Lineage: Eukaryota; Metazoa; Arthropoda; Insecta; Hymenoptera; Halictidae. The record is from RefSeq and is a predicted model, not a curated record.